AUGUCGAGACACGCUCGAAAGAACGUCUCGCAUGCAGCACAGCAACGACUGGCGACAAACGGUUUGGUAGUACUGCGCAACGACGUCGAGUUUCACGGCCUGGUACUGGACGAAAAUGAAGGUCACUUGGCAUCUGGCGCGUUUGGAACACUUGACAGCGAUGCCAAGUUUGACAGCAAACAAUUACGUCUGCCUGGCAUGAGCAUGCGCCCCAGCAAAGAAAUUUUCAAUCUCGCAGACCGUGUUUCCGUAGUGCUUGCCUUGUUCGGUGUGGUGUUUUCCGGGGCGAGCUCGGAAGAGUGCUCCCUGAAGCACGCUCAAACACACCCGGAACAGGGAGUGCUUCGCAGCCUCAACACCCGAGUCGGACCCUGCACCAACCACGAACAUACACUCUUUGCGACAUUUCGCGACAGUUGCUCCCACGUCGUCGUGUUCUGCGAGGCGGCCGUUGAGCCUCAAGUACCAGGGUUCCACAAGCGAGGUGGAGGCUGA
Parastagonospora nodorum SN15 is the source of this 495-nucleotide messenger RNA. RefSeq lists its product as hypothetical. Bases 1 to 495 code for a protein of 164 amino acids. The transcript has 3 exons. NCBI's taxonomy places the organism in Eukaryota, Fungi, Ascomycota, Dothideomycetes, Pleosporales, Phaeosphaeriaceae. The record is from RefSeq and is a predicted model, not a curated record.